AUGUCGGCGUCUACACCUCAAAGAACAUCUCUGCGCCGUAAGAACCAUCGUCCUACCGCUUUUAUCAAGAAGACAGAGGGGUUGCGCCAGGCACCCAAAGUCAACCAACCUUUCAUCCCCGACACAACUCCCGCUCGCCAGAAAAGCCAUCAAAAUUACGCCUCUCCUCAACCUCAAAUGUCCCCUCACCUGAAUCUCAACCCUGCCGCCAAUCCUAACAGUGCCCAGUUUGCAGUCGAAAGCUGGGAAGGAAAAGGCCAAACACAGCUUCCAAUGUCCACCCGGGAAGUCCCUACUCCCGGAAAUCGACCUGGUCUCUUCUCAACCCUUUAUGACAGAUCAAAAAUGGCCAAACAACCGAACUUUUACGACCCAUACUUUCCAUUGAAGUUUCUUGAGGCGCCACGAACGGACCACAUCUAUAAGCGCGCUCAUUACGGCCUUCAAUCGGGCACACCAGAUGAGGUCGACUUCGCGUUAUACCACCUGGUUCAGAUAUCGAAUCAAAGAUGCGAUAAGUUCAAGUUCGAGGGAUUCCCACUGCUUGCCGAAACUCUGAUGCAAAAGGCAUUGGAUAUCACCUACCUCUGCACUGGUGUUCGAUGGGAGUUUGAAUACGAUCCUCGUUUCCAAUCUGGACGAGUGAACGUUCUCAACUCUUUGCAUGGAACCCGUGAUAUUCUCGACAAAAUACGAAAUAUCCCCGUCAACCUCCCAAAUGACAAUCUCGAGACCCAGGAAUUCACAAAUGCUCUUCGCAACGUGAAGGAGGCAAUUUUGGUAUUGAGAAACAUGGUUCUUUUGAAAGAGAACGCCUACUACGUUUCAUGCUACGCAAGUGGCCUUCUCAGAGACUUUCUGGUGGUUCUAAUCAACGUUCCAAAACAGUCGCGUUUGAAUGAACUCAAAAAUGAUGCGCUCGAUAUUGCCGAGGAGGUGACCAAGUUUAUGAGAACCGACCCUCAAGAUCCCCUUUGGAUAUCCCUCGUUGACUGCCUCGACUCGCCCGACCGUGCGCAUAUUGUGAGAGCACUAUGGGCAUUGACACACUUUUCAACUGAGCUAGAGGAGUCAGAUGGAAAUCGUGCUUUGGAAAGCCUUCCGAAGUCGACUUUACAACAACUGUACUACCACACACUUUUGGAGCUCGACACCGAUAUUCUGAGCGGUGCGCUAGACCUCUGGUAUCAGUACACUCUUAGCCCCGACAAUAUUGAGACUUUGAUGGAUGUCAUAAACCUUCCUAUUGUCUUCGUCCCCCGUAUGAUCGCGUUACUCACACAUGGGGCACGGCCAAACAAGAAAGAAACCGUUCUCCAAGAAGAAAAGGUUGCACCCCCGCCAUCUGAGAUACCACGGGUACCUGCCGAGUUGUUGGAGAAACUGAUGGGCUUGUCUGAACCGGAACGAAGCUCGCAAUGGCUUCGUUGCUGCUUCGUUGAAGACGCUGAGUGUGAGAUCACCCAGAUUGCUCUUUGGCAAGCUUACCAAAGUCGAUUUGCAGACUCUCGGGUGCCAGGCGGUGGUGUCCUUCCCGCCGCUGAGUUCAUUAAGAAUGUCAGUAAUACUUUCACCAACGCCCAGGCGCAAGUGAUUAAUGGCCCGGGAACCGCAACCAAAUUCAUCAUCAAGGGAAUCCGACCCUUGGAGACCGCUUACACUUUUGACGGCUUCCCUUACCAGUAUUGCAAAUGGCAAGAUCACUCUAAACCAUCAAAGAUGUGCCAGCGCGCCUUCGGUUCACCGACAGAUCUUCGCCACCAUGUUUUGGCCGACCAUAUGAACCUGGAGCCCGAAGAAACAGCAGGCCAGUUCAAGCUGGAAGCCGCAGAAACACCAAUCCACACCUGCCAAUGGGACAACUGUACCAGAUUCCGAGCGUCAGGAUCUAGCACCAAUACUGCGAUGGUGGCCGGACACGUCUCUUCUCACAUAGCUGAAGACCGACCCGCUGAUGCAAAGCCCCCAAGUACCAAGCGUCUUGUUCUCCAAGAACGAAUCGUUCGCAAGUGGUACUACAUGGACACCCCAUUCAACGAGAAGGGCGAGCCUUUCGGUGUGGCAUAUAAGGCUGCAUUGGUCCUGCGGAAUCUUGCCAGAGGUCUCCCCAACCGGGUUGCCACGAAGCACGGAGGACUGUCUUGGAAGAAAACAUGCUUCGUCAGCCACCGGCCAAAAAUCAUGGAAGUCUGGGACCGAAAUCGCGCUUUGCGAAAGGAACUGACUGAAUUGAUUAUGAUCAUAGAGAAGGAGGACGACUAUUGA
Molecule: messenger RNA, 2265 nt
Organism: Penicillium angulare
Lineage: Eukaryota; Fungi; Ascomycota; Eurotiomycetes; Eurotiales; Aspergillaceae
Product: putative chromatin remodeling complex subunit (Rsc9)
Exons: 3
Coding region: 1-2265 (754 amino acids)
Biological process (GO): regulation of DNA-templated transcription
Molecular function (GO): DNA binding
Source: RefSeq, a predicted model, not a curated record